AGUCUGUUUGGGAUCAUUUUGGUAUCACAAGCAUUCAAUUCACCAACAACCAAACUACUAUUCAACUGCUUCAUAUUGGAAACUUUUUUCCACAAAACUUUUUAGAAAAUCAUGCAAACCAUGAAGAUCGUCAUUUUGAUCGGAGCCAUUGUCGCCAUGGCAUGUGCUGCACCUGAACCUCUGGUAAAUGCUGGGAAGGCCGUAAGCAAUUCGAUCUCAUCUGUCGAUCAGCCCCCCAAAUCAUCCGCCGAAAAUAUUUUCCUCAAAAUUGCGAACGACGGAAGUCUUGCGUGGUGUGGGGGCUACACGGCACCCCAAUGCAGCAACGCCUGCUACUGGCUGGGCUACCGAUGCUAUCAGUGCACCUCAAGCUCGUGUCGGUGUACGGAUUAUGGGUGCUAGGAAUUUGAGGGAUUUUUUAAAUAUCACCAAGUAUUUUUAUAUGGACUACUAGAUUAGACAAUGAAAUAAACAAUUAUUAUAACGAUACAACACAGUGCUGAAUAUCUACGAAUGUACAGGUUAUCAAAUACACAUAACCCCAAGCUUAGCUACAGAUAUGAGCACGCAACAAUACUUAUUGCAUGAAAUAAAUUCUCAGUGUUUCUAUGAAUGCUAAAAUAACCAUUUUACUGAUGCUAUUCGAAAAAUGAUUGUUCAAUACAAAAAAAAUCUCGCAAGUGUACUGUGACCAGCCAAUCUUUCUAAAUACCAUAAACAAUUUAGAAAGAUAUUCCACAUGUAGUCCAUAGACUUCAAUAAACAUUACUGCAAACAAAUUGCAUGGUUCUAGUAUUCUGGAUAUUACAUUUAUGCAUUUAUGUAUGUGUUAUUGUUAAAUGUAUAAAUGUGCCACAAGUGAGUACAGCAAGCCAAGUAUACAUACGUACAUAUAUCCAUUGGUUUCAACUAACAAUAAAUAUAAGCCAAUCCAAAUCACGUUUUAUUAAAAAGACCUUGCACGACAAGUUCUUGUAUGCUAAAAAAGCAUCACACGUGCAGAUGAUGUGUUUAAUCUUCUUUAGUUCAGUCUCUCCAUAAGACUAUUUGAAUUAUCGUUCAAAAAAAUGUCAUACAAAAUCCAACCGGUUUCAAAACCCGUCUUGUUCGGAGAAUCUCCGCUCUGGGAUAAUCGUCGACAACAAUUAGUUUUCACAAAUGCUUUCGGCAAAUCUGUCUCAAUAUUUGAUCCACUUUCUGAAGAAAUUGCGUCAAAAGAAGUCAAAAUAGAGAAUGAAGAAUUUCCUUGGAUUGUAGUAUCUAUGCCGUAUUCGUCGUCAACUACGAAAUUUUUAGUCGCAUUGUCAACCGGCAAACUGGUUGAAUUUGACUGGGAUUUAGGUGUGACCAAAAUAUUGUACAGUUGUGAGAAUAAUGACAACUUGUCAUUUUUGGAGGAUGGAAAAUGCGACUCGCAAGGCAGAUAUUGGACUGGGAUUGCGAAAUUUGUGGAUAUGAGGAUGGCGGAGCUGGAUGAGGGGAAAGGAUCCAUUUUCAGUCUCUCUGGGAACCUUGGUUAUAAAUUAGCAGAAGAAAACUACACUGUUCCAAAUGGUCUCGGAUGGAACAAAGAGGGGACAAAGCUCUUUUGGAAUGAUUUGACUCGAAGGGUGACAAACGUGUUUGAUUUUGAUGUGCAGUCAGGACAAUUGUCAAAUAGGAAAAUUUUGCUGGACUACAAAAACAACCCUCAACUUGAGGGUUCUUUUCCCGACGGAUUGUGCACCGAUGUCAAUGGAAAUGUCUGGAUUGCUAAUUGGAAAGGGAAAAGUGUGGUUAAAGUUGAUGGAGAAACGGGUACCCUGCUGGACACAAUUACUCUGCCGACGACGAACGUGACCUCUCUCUGCUUUGGUGGACCUAACUAUGACUCGAUGUAUGUGACCACAACGUCAAUAAAUUUGGACUUGACCACCGUUCAAGGGGAACCCGAUGCCGGAAAAUUGUUCAGAAUUCUAAAUCCACGGGAUAAUAGCUUUAAAGGGGUGCAAGAGAGUUUCUUUGCUUUAUAAAUAAAUCGAAGGAAUACAAGAGUUCAAAUAUUGUUAAAUUAUGAAUAGUUAAAAGUGUGAAUCUGAAAUAAAUAACUGUAAAUUGGUCCUCUUCAAAGUUUAACUUUAAUAAAUAGUGUGAUUAAUGUUUGUAUGUA
This is a messenger RNA of Folsomia candida, 2149 nucleotides long. RefSeq names its product regucalcin. Gene Ontology annotation, biological process: L-ascorbic acid biosynthetic process. Lineage: Eukaryota; Metazoa; Arthropoda; Collembola; Entomobryomorpha; Isotomidae. The transcript has 5 exons. Bases 1068 to 2012 code for a protein of 314 amino acids. Gene Ontology annotation, molecular function: calcium ion binding; gluconolactonase activity. The record is from RefSeq and is a predicted model, not a curated record.